Cydia fagiglandana is the source of this 549-nucleotide messenger RNA. It is a transcript of the gene CPR129, whose product is annotated as cuticle protein 8-like. Gene Ontology annotation, cellular component: extracellular matrix. Bases 66 to 485 code for a protein of 139 amino acids. Lineage: Eukaryota; Metazoa; Arthropoda; Insecta; Lepidoptera; Tortricidae. The record is from RefSeq and is a predicted model, not a curated record. The transcript has 5 exons.
UUUAUAAGCGAGCGGCGAUCGGGCCCGCAGCCCGGUGUGCAGCUUUUAGCUAGUACGGAGAGAACAUGUGGGUACUCGUGCUACUAGCGUGCGUGAGUGCCGGCUGGGCGGCGCCACAGUACGCGUUGCCGGGCGCCGUGUACGCGCACGCCCCGCUCGUGCACGCUCCCGUUGUGCACGCACCCGUCGUCCAUGCCGAGCCUGUGGCUUAUCCAAAGUACGCGUUUAACUACGGCGUAAAAGACCCGCACACCGGUGACAUAAAGUCGCAACAAGAGGAGAGAGACGGCGAUGUCGUUAAAGGUAGCUACUCACUAGUGGAGCCUGACGGGUCGACGCGGACCGUGGCGUACUCGGCAGACGACCACAAUGGAUUCAAUGCGGUUGUACAUAAAACCGGACACGCCGUACAUCCCGCGCCUAUAGCAGUAGCCCCUCACUACGCUGCGCCCGCGCUCGCCAUAUCACCAUACGGAUUGCACUAACUUGACAACGAAUGCUGCCGCUCGCUAUGGCAUAAACUCGGAAAAAAUAUUGAUUAAAGUACAC